AUGUGGUCGCGGCCCGGGGAACGCGAGUCAACUGCCCCCCGGACCGUUAGAGAUGCUCUUAUGUCCCAUUGCCCCAAUACCCAGCAAAAUUCCCAGGCCGACCCGGACCGGGCGGCCUGCCUUGAGACGGAGUGGGGCGGGUCCGGACAGCCUUUGCACACUCCCCGCCCCCCACCCGGUCUUUGCGUCGCCCGGUGCGGCCACUGUUUUCCGCCUCUUAACCCGGCACAGGUUUAUCCUCAACGUCUAUGUGUCUUGGACUCGCAAGUCGAAGGGGGACAGGACGAGCAGGAAGAAUUCUUUCACUUGACAAGAUUGAUGGGGACAGGGUGA
Puccinia graminis f. sp. tritici CRL 75-36-700-3 is the source of this 333-nucleotide messenger RNA. RefSeq lists its product as uncharacterized. NCBI's taxonomy places the organism in Eukaryota, Fungi, Basidiomycota, Pucciniomycetes, Pucciniales, Pucciniaceae. The record is from RefSeq and is a predicted model, not a curated record. Bases 1 to 333 code for a protein of 110 amino acids. The transcript has a single exon.